Messenger RNA from Dendroctonus ponderosae (mountain pine beetle), 1962 nucleotides. Its product is annotated as cystathionine beta-synthase. Lineage: Eukaryota; Metazoa; Arthropoda; Insecta; Coleoptera; Curculionidae. The transcript has 10 exons. The record is from RefSeq and is a predicted model, not a curated record. Gene Ontology annotation, molecular function: cysteine synthase activity; cystathionine beta-synthase activity. Bases 151 to 1830 code for a protein of 559 amino acids. Gene Ontology annotation, cellular component: cytoplasm.
UUAGAUAUUUAUACGCGUUGUUCAGGUCAACACGAACCGCAGAAAUAGGUCGGAUGCGUUAGCUGGCUCAAAUCAUUACUUCGACUUCGAUCAAGAGAAGAACAUCUAAUAAAUUAACACAGUAUAAAAGUGAUAACAGAGUAUUUGAAAAUGAGCGCGCUUUCAGACGAUACGAUUUUGAGCGAAUGUCCAUAUUCACACGAAGUGAUUGAGAAGGAAAAGAAAAUUGCUGAUAUUUCUGAUGAUGGUGUUCACACGCAUUAUAACGCAAAAGGUCAGUUGGUUUAUGUAGCCCCGAUAAAUGGGGAAACGUUUGUGAUUCCGGACGCCCCUAGAAGAUGCACUUGGACGAAAAAUGCCAAACAGGAUGGAGUGUUUUUUCCUCAUACUUACCAAAACUGGAAAAGGAGCGAGAAAAUACAGGAUAAUGUUCUUCAGCUGAUCGGUAAUACGCCAAUGGUGAAACUUAAUUCAAUACCCAAAAAAGCUGGAGUCAAAUGCAAUGUCUAUGCAAAGCUUGAAUACUUCAACCCUGGGGGAUCGAUCAAAGACCGCAUCGCCAACAGGAUUAUACAAGAUGCAGAAAAACAAGGUCUACUAAAGCCUGGAAUGACUAUUAUUGAACCAUCAUCAGGAAAUACUGGGGUUGGAGUUGCUCUUGCAUCGGCUAUUAAAGGAUACAAAUGCAUCAUUGUAAUGUGCGAGAAAAUGUCCAAUGAGAAAGUGGCUGUAAUGCAAGCUUUAGGGGCUCGACUAAUCAAAACACCCAUUACAGCAGAUUCUUACUCUGCAGAAGGUAUUUUUGGCGUAGCCAAUCGGCUGCACAAAGAGAUUCCCGAUUCACUGAUACUGGACCAGUUUUCCAACCCAGGAAAUCCUUUGGCUCAUUAUGACACGACCGCCGAAGAGAUUUGGGAUCAGUGCGACCAUAAAGUGGACGCUUUGGUUUUAGGGGCAGGUACUGGAGGAACUCUGACAGGAAUCAGCCGCAAGUUCAGAGAACUUUCCCCGCAAACCAAAAUUGUAGGAGUGGACCCAGUUGGCUCGGUUUUUGCAGUCCCUGACUCCUUAAACAAAACAGACGUAACUUUUUUCGAAGUGGAAGGUUUAGGGUACGAUUUUGUGCCCACAUCUCUGGAUCAAACCGGUGCAGACCAUUGGGUGAAAAGUAACGAUCAAGAAAGCCUUACAAUGGCCAGACGACUCAUUAGAGAGGAAGGACUGCUUUGUGGAACAAGCAGUGGAGCUGCAGUUUCAGCCGCAAUGAAAAUCGCAGUUCAUUUGAAAGAGGGUCAAAAUUUAGUGGUGAUUAUUCCGGACAGCAUCAGAAAUUACCUGACAAAGUUUGUAUCCGACAACUGGAUGGAGGCGCGAGGUUUCCAAAUCAGUAAGAACGUUAAUAAGCAUUGGUGGUGGGAAAACGCAGUUUCCAAAGUAAAAUUCAGAAAAAUUGACACAUUGCCCAGCAAUGAAACUUGUGACAACGUAUUGGCGAUAAUGAGGAAACUUAAUGUUGAUCAAGUAGCAGUGUUAAAACCGGAUGGGAAUAUAUUGGGCACAGUUACAAAGAGCCAUUUAAUUAACAAUAUAUUGGCGAAAAAUGUGCUUCCCACUCAGAAAAUUGAAAACUGUACUCUACGAAUAUUUCCUAAAAUAAAUUGCAAUACUGGGCGUCUUGGACUAAUAUCCAGAAUUCUAGAAAAAGACAGCUAUGUAAUCAUCACUGAAAGUUGCGGUCAUUCAAAAGGCGAGAAACCAUUGGGCGUCGUAGACAUAAACGAUUUAUAUGAUUAUAUUUGUAAAGCAGAAAAUGCAAUGUCUUGGAAAUGAGUUAAUUUUUGCAUUCAACCUUAUUUAUUAUAAUAUACAUAUAAUAUUAGGGUAGGUAUAGGAAUAUGGUAUAUGUUUAUGAUCUUUUUGUAUUGAAUUUAUUUAAAUAAAUAUAAAACACAUAUUGCUUUA